Xyrauchen texanus (razorback sucker) is the source of this 1373-nucleotide messenger RNA. RefSeq names its product triosephosphate isomerase B. The transcript has 7 exons. Gene Ontology annotation, biological process: glyceraldehyde-3-phosphate biosynthetic process; glycerol catabolic process; glycolytic process. The coding region runs from base 129 to 875 and encodes 248 amino acids. Lineage: Eukaryota; Metazoa; Chordata; Actinopteri; Cypriniformes; Catostomidae. Gene Ontology annotation, molecular function: triose-phosphate isomerase activity. The record is from RefSeq and is a predicted model, not a curated record. Gene Ontology annotation, cellular component: cytosol.
AUAGGGGGAGGAGUUUCCAAGCCAUCUUUAUAGAAGCGCUAACGUGCUGCAUCUGUCUCUUGAUCUGGAGAAAGUUCGUCUGUGUCUUAAAUACAUUGAUUUCGAGUAAAAGAUAUACCUCUGAAAUAAUGUCUGGCAGGAAGUUUUUCGUUGGUGGAAAUUGGAAAUUGAACGGUGACAAAAAAAGCAUCGAAGAGCUCGCCAAUACAUUGAAUAACGCCAAACUCAACCCAGAAACCGAGGUUUUGUGCGGUGCCCCAUCCAUCUACCUCGACUUUGCCAGGUCUAAGCUCGAUGCUAAGAUUGAUGUGGCUGCACAGAACUGCUACAAGGUUGCAAAAGGUGCCUUCACUGGAGAGAUCAGCCCUGCGAUGAUUAAGGACUGUGGAGUAAAAUGGGUGAUCCUGGGACACUCUGAGAGACGUCAUGUGUUUGGAGAGAGUGAUGAGCUGAUUGGCCAGAAGGUCGCUCAUGCUCUUGAGAAUGGUUUGAGUGUGAUCGCCUGCAUUGGUGAGAAGCUGGAUGAGAGGGAGGCCGGGAUCACUGAGAAAGUUGUUUUUGCCCAGACCAAGGUCAUCGCAGAUAACGUGAAAGACUGGAGUAAAGUGGUCCUCGCUUACGAGCCUGUCUGGGCCAUCGGCACUGGCAAAACAGCAUCGCCCCAACAGGCUCAGGAAGUGCAUGACAAGCUCAGGCAGUGGUUGAAGGCCAAUGUCUCAGAGGCUGUUGCAAACUCUGUGAGGAUCAUCUAUGGAGGGUCUGUCACUGGAGGAACAUGCAAGGAGCUUGCCUCUCAGAAAGAUGUGGAUGGCUUCCUGGUGGGUGGUGCUUCCCUGAAACCAGAGUUUAUUGACAUUAUUAAUGCAAAAGCAUAAUUAGCUCAAGCCAUCGUCUAUCUAAGCACUAGGGCUUAGGUCUGGUCCCAAAUCCUUUUCUUCUUUAGAAAGUGCCAUUUUGUUGCUUUUGUUUCAUUUUCAUUGUCCUUUUUUUAUUGUUAUUAUAAAGGGCCAGAUUGACACGUAAAAAACACUUAAGGGAUCUGUUCCUCUGAAAUAUUGUAACAUGUGCUACAUGUGUGUUACUAAUCCCUCACACUCACGCACUGAACUACAGAACUGUAAAAAGAACCAGCUUAGGGCCUAUGCCUUUACUUGAAAAAUGUUUACCAACAUGCAUGUGUACACAGUGUCAAAAAUAGUCAAUCAACCUAUGUCUUUUAAGUGGAAAUGCUUACCAUGAAUGUGGUUGUCCUUUGAAAAUUUUGUGAAUUCGCUUGAGUGGCCUAUGCCCUGAAAGAAAUGCUCAUUGUGUGUAAUGGCUAAUUACAUUGUUUAAAAGAUGAGGUAGAAAUACUGUAAUAAAUGUUUCAUGGG